GUGCCUAAACGUGGCAGUGCAAGUUGUAAGGAUUCUGUAUGUCAGUUUUUCUUUAAUAUGGGCAAGUACAAGUGACGUUUCCCAGUAAUGUAUGAAACGGCUAUGGAUCAUAUGCUGGGGACUGUAGGACUUCUGCAAUUUUGUCUCACCUGUUGACAUAUGCUGCUUUCAUUCGACGUGUAGAUAAUACGGCUCGCGAGCACCCUGUUCGCUCUGUAGAUCGCUUACAACUUGUUUCUCGAAAAAACCUUGAGCGCAAGUACACACAAUUAUGGUCGAUGAUGCUACGAGAAAAACCCUUAGUGGCAUCCCGUUAUUGAGAACUAAAGCCGGGCCACGCGACAAGGAUCUGUGGCCCUCACGACUAAAGGAGGAGUACCAAGCGCUGAUCAAGUACGUGCAAAACAACAAGGAGAAUGACAAUGACUGGUUCCGGCUCGAAUCCAACAAGGAUGGUACUCGGUGGUUCGGAAAGUGCUGGUACAUCCACGAGCUCCUCAAGUACGAGUUCGAUGUGGAGUUCGACAUUCCAGUGACAUACCCAACCACUGCCCCUGAAAUUGCAUUACCAUCGUUGGAUGGCAAAACAGCCAAGAUGUACAGGGGAGGAAAGAUCUGCAUGACAGACCACUUCAAGCCCUUGUGGGCAAGGAAUGUGCCUAAGUUUGGAAUUGCUCACGCCAUGGCACUUGGGCUGGGCCCGUGGCUGGCGGUGGAGAUCCCCGACCUCAUCCAAAAGGGCACACUCAAACACAAGGACGACGCGCAAACCAAGUCGUAGUCCGGUGGUGCGGCUGAAGCCGUGGUUGGCACACUCAGUCUGCCCGCGCUUCUGCACCUCAUGACGAGAGGGUGGCUGCGUGCUCGUUGCACGUUCUUUCUCCUCUUUAAGUAUGAAUAAAAAGCAUAUGUUUACA
Dermacentor silvarum is the source of this 917-nucleotide messenger RNA. RefSeq names its product ubiquitin-fold modifier-conjugating enzyme 1 (gene Ufc1). The record is from RefSeq and is a predicted model, not a curated record. The transcript is spliced from 5 exons. Lineage: Eukaryota; Metazoa; Arthropoda; Arachnida; Ixodida; Ixodidae. Gene Ontology annotation, molecular function: UFM1 conjugating enzyme activity. Gene Ontology annotation, cellular component: cytoplasm. Gene Ontology annotation, biological process: protein K69-linked ufmylation. The coding region runs from base 272 to 781 and encodes 169 amino acids.